AUGCCACGGGGAAGUACACCAGGAAACAGAAAAUUAUGUACAGCUAUUAUAAAACGUGAGCCAGGAACAGAACUGCAAUCGUCGCCUCAAAUUUACAAUUUAACCAGCAUUUAUCGACAGCCACUUAGUGAUACAAAGGACUCUAUUGCAAACUUGCAAGGCCUCAAAAUCGAGGGAGGUUUAACACCAGGAGAAACGUGCUUAAGUCCGAUCGCCGAUAUCAAACAUAUCAUUAAUAGACCACAGGCUAAGCGAAAACUUGAAUUGGAACCUGAAAUAAUUAAUGAAGGAUUCAAAACACCAGGGAAAACAUGCAAGCGGAGAAGAACUACAUCAGAAGCUAGUCCAAAAACUCCUCGAUCUCCUCUUGAGAAGACGAGAUAUGACACAUCACUAGGUCUGCUGACAAAGAAAUUUGUAGGCCUCCUCAAGAAUGCCCGAGAAGGGGUAUUAGAUUUGAACAAAGCAGCUGAACAUCUGGAAGUCCAGAAACGUCGGAUAUAUGACAUCACUAAUGUGUUGGAGGGAAUCAACCUCAUCUCCAAGAAAUCCAAGAACAAUAUACAAUGGAAAGGUUGUACCAACUCCAUAGCUGCCAAUCCAGACUGUCCAGCACUUUCAACAGAAAUUGUAGAUCUACACUCAGAUGUAGCAGAUUUAGAAGCAAAGGAGAACAUGCUGGACAAUCUUAUAGUGAGCUGUACGAAGCAACUCAAGGGCAUGACAGAAGAAGCAGAUAACAAAAAAUUAGCUUACGUUACGUAUCAAGACAUUCGUAACAUUGACACAUUAGACGAACAAACAGUGAUAGCAAUCAAAGCACCACCUGAAACAAGACUAGAGGUACCAGACCCAGAACAAAACAUCCAGAUCUGGUUGAAGAGUUCCAAGGGUCCUAUUGAAGUGUAUCUUUGUCCGGAGGACACGACAGAGAGUGUUGCCGACACAAGCUCGUCAAGUAUAGGUAGUGGGAGUUCCUGUUGUGAGGAGUCAAGUCGGUCAAGCUUUACAGCGUCUGAAGACUCCGCUUCAUGUGACAGUUUUAAAGGCAACCAAGGCUCGGGUGUUAAGAAUGCGUUAUUGGAAUAUCAAGACAUUUCUCCUGAUUCUGUCAAAAACAUUUUACAACAAACAGAGGACCAAGAACUAGAUGCUCCGUUCAUGGCCCUGGAACCACCUCUAGACAUGGAUGAGUACAUCUUAAGUCUUGAUGGAGGGGAGGGAAUUUCAGACUUAUUUGAUGCCUAUGACUUUGAUAUACCUGUGGUGUGA
Molecule: messenger RNA, 1272 nt
Organism: Ylistrum balloti
Lineage: Eukaryota; Metazoa; Mollusca; Bivalvia; Pectinida; Pectinidae
Product: transcription factor E2F3-like
Exons: 8
Coding region: 1-1272 (423 amino acids)
Biological process (GO): regulation of transcription by RNA polymerase II
Cellular component (GO): RNA polymerase II transcription regulator complex
Molecular function (GO): DNA-binding transcription factor activity, RNA polymerase II-specific; RNA polymerase II cis-regulatory region sequence-specific DNA binding; protein dimerization activity
Source: RefSeq, a predicted model, not a curated record